This is a messenger RNA of Macroventuria anomochaeta, 1564 nucleotides long. RefSeq names its product Aldo/keto reductase. Gene Ontology annotation, molecular function: aldose reductase (NADPH) activity. Gene Ontology annotation, cellular component: cytosol. The transcript has a single exon. Lineage: Eukaryota; Fungi; Ascomycota; Dothideomycetes; Pleosporales; Didymellaceae. The record is from RefSeq and is a predicted model, not a curated record. Bases 452 to 1438 code for a protein of 328 amino acids.
UCUCGAAGCACCAUCCACGCCAUGUUACGGUCGACCCGCACGGUGGACCCUGAGCCCACAUGCUACGUCAUGCUGCUGGCGGCCGACAAAAUGUGAGCUCCUUUUGAAACUGUUGGAUGUUGUUGGAUGGGGCAACUGUGGAAUUUUUGGGCCUUGGUACUCGUGCGAUGGGGCUGGUACGAGAAGGGACCGGGAUCGGUCACUGGUUGCUGUGAUGAGGUUGGGAGGGCGGUGAUGCAACGCGUGGUUGAGCAUCGAAGAGCGAAGAAUUUUGCUAGAGGCAACCAUGGCGACGAGUGGUUGCGUAUAUGUACCAACGCGGCCGUGAGUCGCGCCGUGACCUCGUUUAUACCAUACCGUCAUAACUACAGCUUGAGCAGGAACUCGGUUGUCGCACUCUACCAUCUACCACAUUUCACAUACCAACAGCAUACUCACAACCACCACCACAAUGGGUAUUCAGAACAACAAGACCUACAAGCUCUCCAACGGCGUUGAGAUCCCCGCCGUGGGCUUUGGCACCUUCGCCAACGAGGGCUCCAAGGGCGAGACAUACAAGGCCGUCACCAAGGCCCUCGAGGUCGGCUAUCGCCAUCUCGACUGCGCAUGGUUCUACCAGAACGAGGACGAAGUUGGCGAUGCUGUCCGUGACUUCCUCAAGGCAAACCCUAACGUCACCCGCAAGGACCUCUUCAUCUGCACAAAGGUCUGGAACCACCUGCACGAGCCCGAGGAGGUCAAGUGGUCGUUCAACAGCUCGCUCUCGAAGCUGAAGAUGGACUACAUUGACCUGUUCCUCGUCCACUGGCCCAUUGCCGCGGAGAAGAACGAAGAGUACAUGCCCAAGAUUGGCAGCGACGGAAAGUACGUUAUCAAGAAGGAUCUCACUGAGAAUCCCGAGCCUACAUGGCGCGCAAUGGAGGAGCUCUACAAGUCCGGCAAGGCCCACGCCAUCGGUGUCUCCAACUGGACCGUCUCUGGUCUGAAGCAGCUCCUCCAGAUCGCUGAGGUCAAGCCCCACGUCAACCAGAUCGAAAUCCACCCCUUCCUGCCCAACGAGGAGCUCGUGCAGUUCUGCCUGCAAAACGACAUCCUGCCCGCCGCCUACUCGCCUCUGGGCUCGCAGAACCAAGUCCCCAGCACGGGUGAGACAGUCCGCCAGAACAAGGGCCUGAACGAAGUCGCGCAGCGCAGCGGCCACGAUCUCGCCCAGGUCCUGCUCGCAUGGGGUCUGCAGCGCGGAUACGUUGUGCUGCCCAAGAGCUCGACGGCCAGCCGCAUCGAGAGCAACUGGCAGAUUCCCGAGCUCAGCAAGGAGGACUUUGAGGCUGUGCAAAAGGUUUCGGAAGGCAGGCACACACGCUUCGUCAACAUGAAGGACACUUUCGGUUACAAUGUGUGGCCUGAGGAGACCGAUGGUGGUGAGAUCAAGGCUUAGAGAGCCCGGUUAUAUAAUGAUGCCUACGACGAUGGAAAAGGCGUUUGGAGGGUUGUUGUUUGAUUUUAGCGAUACCAAAAGUCUAUUGUUGACUUGUAGAUGAUAGAGCUCAGUGAGCAAUCGAAG